AUGUCCGCCUCAAAUUCCACCCCAACAUACAGCCUCUCCUCGCACUCCAACCGCUCCUUCCGCACCCUGAAACCGCCGCCGCCCCUCACGAAAGGACAGCAAGACAGACAGGCGAGAAAUAAAGACCCGUUUGCGAGUGAUGAUGAGUCGGAUGAUUCGGAGGGGGGGUGGGGGGGACGGUGGGAUGCGUAUGGAAACGACACCUACGCAAACACACAACUCCGUCGAGACGCGGCUAUUAAGUUAGAUAAUCCGGAGUUGGUGAUGAUGUUGGCACAAUCUAGAAACGAUUCCAUCCCAGCAACACGCAACUACCUCACACGCAUAAUGUGCGGGUUCCUCACCGCUGCCGACAUCGAAGCAGAAGAAGUGGCUGAGAAGGAAGCGGCUGAGGCGAAGAAUCGGGGGGAAGGGGGGAGUGGGAGUGGGAGUAAGGGGUUGGGGACAGCGAGUGGUAGUGGUGGGGGUGGGAGUGGGAAGAAGAAGAGGGUUAGUAGGGGGGUGGAUGAGUAG
Glarea lozoyensis ATCC 20868 is the source of this 513-nucleotide messenger RNA. RefSeq lists its product as uncharacterized. The coding region runs from base 1 to 513 and encodes 170 amino acids. Lineage: Eukaryota; Fungi; Ascomycota; Leotiomycetes; Helotiales; Helotiaceae. The record is from RefSeq and is a predicted model, not a curated record. The transcript is spliced from 3 exons.